CCCCGAGCGCGGGCGAGAGGCCGGAGCCCAGACCUGGCAGCGACUUGGAGGCCAAUUUGGCAAGGCGAGGAAGGCAGCGCUCGCUUGCUCGCUCGCUCCCUCCACUGGAAUGCUUGCCUCUGAGGAGAGCAGGCGAGCUGCGUCCGGCUCGCCGCCGCUCUCCUCCGGCCGGAGAACAGCGGGCUCUUCGAGGCGCCUCUUCCCCCCCUGAAGUCCCUUCUCUUCCUCCGGACUCCCACCCCACCCCACCGACUUCCCAUCUCCCGGCCAUUCCUGAGGACGGGCGCCCAAGCUUCUCCUCCAGCUCUCCGCGCCUCGCGCUCUCUCUCGCGCGCCCUCUUCGCCUGGGCGCGCGUUUGUUUUGCCCGUGACGGCGGCGGCGAGGCACCGGAGCGGACUUUGGCAAGGCGAGGGGCCGCCCUUGCGGCGAGCGGGCAGCGGCGGCGAGCCCCCGAGGGCAGCCUGGGCGCUUAUCUGCUCCGAGGAGCGAGGCAGGCGCGGCCGUGGGCAGGGUCUCCGGGGAGCCGGCGGCAGCUUUAUAAGCCGGCGCUCUUCGCGGGGACGGCCUCGUCUGGCGCCAAGAUGCCUCCUGUCACCACCUUCCUGCUGCUGCUGCUCUUCCUGGGCGGCGGCGGAGGGGCGCUCGCCCUGGAGGACCCCCUCAUGCCCGGAGAAUACAACCACACCGAGGAGGGAGCCGUGCAGUUCGCCCAGGACUACAACAGCACCGGCGAGACGGUCUUCUUCGAGAGCGUCUCCGCCAGCUGGAAUUACAACACCAACCUGACAGACUUCAACUCCCAGCAGCAGGUAGCAGCCUCUUUGAAGGAGCAAGAAUUCACAGAGGUUUGGGGGAAGAAAGCAAAGGAGAGCUUCGGCAACAUCUGGCAGAACUUCACUGAUCCUCAGCUGAAGGAAAUCGUCAGAUCCAUCCAGACCCUGGGACCCUCCAACCUACCCAUGGAUAAGCGGCAACGGUAUAACACUAUUCUGAGUGAGAUGGACAAUAUCUACUCCACUUCCAAAGUAUGUCUGCCAAAUCAGAAUUCCAGCUGUUGGGCUCUAGAACCAGAGAUAACGGACAUCAUGGCCACCUCUCGCAAUUACAGGAAACUGCUCUAUGCCUGGGAAGGGUGGCACAACGCAGCCGGCAAUCCUCAGCGGCCCAAGUAUCAGGAAUUUGUUGAACUAAGCAACGAGGCCUACAAAAUGGAUGGCUUCAAGGAUACCGGUGACUAUUGGCGUUCCUGGUAUGAUUCACCAACUUUCGAGGAUGACCUGGAGCAACUCUAUCACCAGCUGGAGCCCCUUUACCUAAACCUGCAUGCUUUUGUCAGGAGGAAACUGUAUGAGCGCUACGGCCCUACGUAUGUCAACCUGAAAGGCCCCAUUCCAGCUCACUUACUGGGUAACAUGUGGGCCCAGCAAUGGAACAACAUUUACGAUAUGAUGAUCCCUUACCCAAAUAAGCCCAACCUUGAUGUCACCAAUACUAUGAGGCAGCAAAAUUGGAACGUAACGCGCAUGUUCCGGGAGGCGGACGCAUUCUUCACCUCACUUGGCAUGAUUAAGAUGCCGCCUGAAUUCUGGAAGGAUUCAAUGCUGGAGAAGCCAACAGAUGGCCGAGAGGUGGUGUGCCAUGCGUCAGCCUGGGACUUCUACAACCGCAAAGAUUUCAGGAUAAAGCAGUGCACAACCGUCACCAUGGAGCAGCUCUUCACAGUACACCAUGAGAUGGGGCAUAUUGAAUACUACCUGCAGUACAAGGACCAACCCAUCUCCUUCCGCAGUGGGGCCAACCCUGGCUUUCAUGAAGCCAUUGGCGAUGUCAUGGGCUUGUCCGUCUCCACCCCAACCCACCUCAAGAAGAUUGGGCUGCUUGACGAAGCCACUGAGGAUAUAGAGAGCGACAUCAACUACCUAUUAAAAAUGGCCUUGGAGAAGAUCGCCUUCCUGCCCUUUGGCUACUUGAUAGACCAGUGGCGAUGGAAUGUCUUCAGUGGGCGCACUCCUCCCAACCGCUACAACUAUGACUGGUGGUACUUGAGAACAAAAUACCAGGGAAUUUGCCCUCCUAUUGCAAGAGAUGAAACCAACUUUGAUCCUGGUGCUAAAUAUCAUAUACCUGGCAACACACCUUAUAUCAGGUACUUUGUCAGUUUCAUCCUGCAGUUCCAGUUCCACAAGGCGCUCUGCCAAGCUGCCAACCACACUGGCAAUCUUCAUACCUGUGACAUCUACCAAUCCAAAGAAGCCGGACAGAAGCUCAGCGAGGCACUGAGAGUUGGCUCUUCCCAGCCCUGGCAGAAUAUUCUCCAACAACUCACUGGCACAAAUAAGAUGGAUGCGUCAGCACUGCUGGAGUAUUUCAGUCCCCUUACUCAGUGGCUAGAAGAACAGAAUAAGCGAACCAAUGAAACGCUUGGCUGGCCGGACUUUGAGUGGCGUCCCCCCGUCCCAGAGGGCUACCCAGAAGGGCUUGAUAAAAUAACUGAUGAAAACGAGGCUAAAACAUUCCUGGCAGACUACAACAGCACAGCCGAAGUGGUAUGGAAUUCUUACACAGAGGCCUCUUGGACAUACAACACCAACAUCACGGAGCCCAACAGACAGAUGAUGUUGCAAAAGAACAUGGAAAUGUCAAACCACACCUUGCAGUACGGCCUUCGGGCUCGGAUGUUUGACCCCACUGAUUUCCAAGACCCCACUAUAAAACGUAUCCUGAAGAAACUGAGUGACAUAGAGCGGGCAGCCCUACCUGACGCACAGCUGAGGGAGUAUAAUCAGCUCCUCUCAGACAUGGAGACAAUUUACAGCGUAGCCAAAGCUUGCACUGGAAACACGAGUUGCAAGUCCCUGGAUCCUGAACUCACGGACAUCAUGGCUCACUCAAGAGACUACAACGAGCUCCUUAAUGCCUGGAAAGGUUGGCGGGAUGUAUCAGGGAAGAAAAUCCGAACCAUGUACCAGAAAUAUGUAGAGCUGAGCAAUACGGCUGCCAUAUUGAACGGUCAUUCUGACAACGGUGCUUUCUGGAGAUCCCUGUAUGAAACACCGGAUUUGGAAGAUGUUCUGGAGAAAAUCUGGGAAGAGCUUCAACCAUUGUACCUCAAUCUGCAUGCUUAUGUGCGCCGGGCUCUCUACAAGAAGUAUGGUGAAGGUCACAUCAACCUCAGGGGCCCUAUCCCAGCGCAUUUGCUAGGAAACAUGUGGGCACAGUCAUGGUCAAACAUCUUUGAACUUGUCAUGCCCUACCCCAAUGCCAUCAAAGUGGAUGCAACACCUGCCAUGAAAAGCCAGGGCUGGACACCAAAGAAGAUGUUUGAACAAUCUGACAGCUUCUUCCAAUCCCUGGGUCUCAUCCCUAUGCCACCUGAGUUUUGGGAAAAGUCCAUGCUGGAGAAGCCAACAGAUGGGAGGGACGUGGUGUGCCAUGCCUCAGCCUGGGACUUCUUCAACCGCAAGGACUUCAGGAUUAAGCAAUGCACCUCUGUGAAUAUGGAUGACCUAAUAACAGUUCAUCACGAGAUGGGCCAUGUCCAGUACUUCCUGCAGUACAAGGACCAACCAAUCUCAUUACGUGAUGGUGCCAACCCAGGAUUUCAUGAAGCCAUCGGAGAUGUUAUGGCCUUGUCAGUGUCUACCCCAAAGCACCUGUACAGCAUCAAGCUGCUGAGUCAGGUGGAAGACAACCCAGAGAGUAACAUCAACUACUUGAUGAGCAUUGCACUAGAUAAGAUAGCCUUCCUACCCUUUGGCUACUUGAUGGACCAGUGGAGAUGGAAAGUGUUUGAUGGGCGCAUUCCAUAUGAGGAGUACAAUCAACAAUGGUGGAAUCUUAGGUUGAAGUACCAAGGUUUAUGUCCUCCUGUGCCAAGAUCAGAAGAAGAUUUCGACCCAGGGGCAAAAUUCCACAUUCCUGCAAAUGUCCCAUAUGUCCGAUACUUUGUCAGUUUCAUUAUCCAGUUCCAGUUCCACCAGGCCCUGUGCAAUGCUGCUGGCCACACAGGACCCCUGCACAAAUGUGACAUCUACCAGUCUAAGAAAGCUGGGACAAUCCUAGCGAACGCCAUGAAGCUGGGCUACAGCAAACCCUGGCCCGACGCCAUGGAACUUAUCACAGGGCAACGCAACAUGUCAGCUGCGGCCUUGCUGACCUACUUUCAACCCCUGACAGAGUGGCUGGCUAACGAGAACAAGCGAAAUGGAGAGACUUUGGGCUGGCCAGAAUAUACCUGGAUGCCCUCUGCGGGCCAGAUGCAAGGGGAUAACAGAGUCAAUUUCCUCGGGAUGUCAUUGAGCAGCAGUGACGCCGCAGCAGGCCAGUGGACCUUGCUCAUCAUCGGGCUCUUCCUCUUCAUCACGACAAUAGUUUUGGUCGCCAAAUGUGUCAUGAGCAGGCGAGGGGGCAAAGACGGCUUCGAAAUGGAGCUGAAAUGAGUUUGGGUGCUUCCAAACUGCUGUGCCUCCGUGUGUGAGUGUGCACGAAAAGACUGCAGGCGGCUGUGUGUGAGAGAGGAGUGCGCUGGUCCUAAUGAGAGUGUGAAUGCGAGUGUGUGUAUGUGUAUUCAUAAUAUGUUCAAUGGACAUGAACAGAAAUGCAGAUGAGCUGUGUGUUUGUGAAAGGUGCAGAGGCUGUGAUUGUUUUACCCCACAGGUCUGGAGAGAGUGUGAAUGCAUGUUUGUGUGCAUAUAUACACAAUGCAUGCCUGCAUACAAGGGUUCCAUGACUAAUGUGUGUAUGCACAUGUAUGUACAUGGGUUGUGAGUACAUGUACAUGCAUGUAUCUCGUGUGUGUGGCCUAAGGCCUACUUCAGGUGUGGACAAUUUACUCUGCACGUGUACUGACAGAUCUGGUUUGUGUGAGCUGCUGGGAGGGGCAGCCUCCCUGAAGCAGGCAGUUGUGUCAACAGAGGCAUGAGAGAACUCUUCCUUCUAAUUACUUCAUCAAACCUUUUGAUUAUGCAAGAGCCAAAGCAUUAAAAAAAAAAUCCCCACACAAUUUUUUUAUUGUAAAUAUUUGGAUUCUUGAAAGAAGAAAAAGGAAGAAGAGGAAUGAAGAAUCGGGCAAGGUGAUCCAAUUUGCUCAUGGGACUGACUGGACUUCAUAAAUCAACAUGGAAUCAAUGGGUUUCCUCAAGUUUGGAAUAUAUGCAUUUGGAGAGCAGGUGAAUUAUAAAUCGACUGUGGCCAUUCUAGCAGGUUAAAUGUUAUGCAGCAUUAAGCUGUGUUGGGCUACUCUGAAAGCUGGAAGGACAUUGUGUACGUUUUGCAUCAGGCAGUUAAAAAAAAAUCUGUUUGGUUCCUGGGUGACAAUUAAAAUGAAUCACAGUCUCCACAAA
Podarcis raffonei (Aeolian wall lizard) is the source of this 5343-nucleotide messenger RNA. It is a transcript of the gene ACE, whose product is annotated as angiotensin I converting enzyme. The coding region runs from base 583 to 4440 and encodes 1285 amino acids. Gene Ontology annotation, molecular function: peptidyl-dipeptidase activity; metallopeptidase activity. Gene Ontology annotation, biological process: proteolysis. The transcript is spliced from 25 exons. Gene Ontology annotation, cellular component: plasma membrane. NCBI's taxonomy places the organism in Eukaryota, Metazoa, Chordata, Lepidosauria, Squamata, Lacertidae. The record is from RefSeq and is a predicted model, not a curated record.